Molecule: messenger RNA, 420 nt
Organism: Auxenochlorella protothecoides
Lineage: Eukaryota; Viridiplantae; Chlorophyta; Trebouxiophyceae; Chlorellales; Chlorellaceae
Exons: 1
Coding region: 1-420 (139 amino acids)
Source: RefSeq, a predicted model, not a curated record
AUGCACUGUCACCGCGCUCUCCAGCUGCGCCAGAGCCUCCUGGUACCGGCCGAGCGCCGUCAGCGCGCAGGCGCUGUUGUAGGUGGCCGCCCUCGCCUCGUCGGGGGAGGGGCGCAUGGAGAGGCCGGCGCGGAAGAGCUGGAGCGCAGUCGCUGGGUCGCCAUUAGAGAAGCGCUGCAGGCCGGCCUCCACUGCAUCCUUGGCACUGGUCACGGAGAGGGCGGCGGGGGAUGGACCGCUGCGGACCAUAGUGGUGGAUCGGGCGGGUUUCCUACGGGGGUGGCCGGGCGGGGACCGCCGGGCGGGUGCCGGCACAGCAGGCAGCGAUGCAUGGAGCGUUCCAUGCCUCUCAUGGCAUGUCCCCCAUGCCGUCCGAUUCGCCAGGCAGGAAGGCAGGCCGAGCAGCCGCAUAAAGCCUAA